AUGGCUGUGAUUACUGAUUCUCCUGUGACCGCUAAUAUUCUCGGUACUCUAGGUGCUAUCUUCUGGUCUAUUCAGCUUUUACCGCAGAUUUGGAAGAAUUAUCGAAGACAUUCAACAGAAGGAUUUCAACCUUCAUUUAUGCUUCUCUGGGCUUUAGCCGGUAUUCCUUUAGGUAUUUUUAAUAUUGUGGAUAACUUGAACAUUCCACUGUGGAUUCAGCCACAGAUUCUCUCAGUGCUCAGUCUCGUUACCUGGGGACAAUGCUACUAUUACGGUCAUAAAUGGAGUUUAAAGCUUUGUAUUUUAGCAGUAGUUGGUUUGGCUGUUCUUCUCGGUGGAGUCGAGACUGCUGGUAUUUUAUCAUUUCGUUUGAUUGUCACGAAAGAGAAUGGUGUCAAUUGGCCACUCUACCUUAUGGCAAGUCUCGCUACUCUUCUCCUGUCACUUGGCGUCCUUCGAGAGUACCUACAAAUCUAUCAACAUCGCUCCACUGCAGGUAUCAGUAUUCUAUUUAUUAUUUUAGAUGCUCUUGGUGAUCUGACAAGCUUGUUGAGUAUUCUCUUCGAGACAAAACCAUUUAUCUUUGGAAUAAUAGCAUACGCAACGGAAUUAACACUUUGGAUUGGAAUUAUAAUUUAUUAUUCAAUCGAGCAUCUUUACGGCAACAUCAUUAACAACAGAAAUCAUGUCAUUAAUCCCAAGACUGAUUUACAGCUACCAGCACCCGACAGAACUAACAAUUUGGUAGUGUGCUUUUAA
This is a messenger RNA of Adineta steineri, 759 nucleotides long. The record is from the annotation of a GenBank genome assembly. Lineage: Eukaryota; Metazoa; Rotifera; Eurotatoria; Adinetida; Adinetidae.